Molecule: messenger RNA, 8540 nt
Organism: Eleginops maclovinus (Patagonian blennie)
Lineage: Eukaryota; Metazoa; Chordata; Actinopteri; Perciformes; Eleginopidae
Gene: cbfa2t3
Product: CBFA2/RUNX1 partner transcriptional co-repressor 3
Exons: 12
Coding region: 1110-3119 (669 amino acids)
Biological process (GO): DNA-templated transcription; negative regulation of DNA-templated transcription
Cellular component (GO): nucleus
Molecular function (GO): transcription corepressor activity
Source: RefSeq, a predicted model, not a curated record
CAGAGAGAGGAGGAGGAGGAGAGAGCCACGGUGAAUGCGUACAGUGAGCUCUUCAGCUCCGCUCAUCAGUAAAGACAAAACAAGUGUUAAAACCUCAAAUCGUGAAUUGACUGCAGCGAAAGAAAACGUUUUAGUAUCCGGAGCUGACCGUGAUUUCCUGCGGGAGAAGUGGAUCUCUACACAGCACCAUCUGAAUACAGGUCGGCGGAGGAUCGGCGUGUCGGCGGCGGGGAAGGACCGUACACAGAAACGUAGUAGUAGAGUAGCCGGUCGAAACUGUGUUUUUGCAACAGAAAAGGAGCAGAAAUGAUCUCCCCGGAUGUAUGAGAACUUGUUCCUGACACCACGGAGUGCGGCUGGACUGUGAACUAAAGAAGAGGGGUUUUAAAGUUGUCACAGGAGGCAUGAUAGACGCACCCUGCAGACAAGAGGGUCCGCAUCUUUCUAAUCUGAGUUUUCACAUGGAAGACUUUAGGAUUUAUGGACAAAGUAGCGACCGGUUAACAGUUGUGUCUGCCUAAAAACGAUCAGAUUUUUUUUUUUUUUUGCAUUUCAAGCUGUAUUUGAUAUUGUAUUUCUUUUAUCUGGGAUGGUUAAAAUGAGCAAAAGAGCGGAUUAACAUGACUUGCACAAGUUGUGAUUUUCUUCUCAUCACAGUCAACACCGUCUUGCUUUAAAAAAACAAAAUCAAAAAACAAACUGCAAAACCAAAGACAUCAUCGAGGAUCCAAGAGCCCUUGCUUUGAUUUUUAUUUCUUCCUUGUUCGAUAUCUGCAAAGAGAAUACCUCAUAAUUUAUUAUAUCUGGAAAGUCAAAGCCUCUUUUGAACCCCCAAAGGAAAGUCAAACAUUACAUUUUUAGUUUGACUGGCUUCUGCUUCUGCUUCUCUUUCCUCUGACUCUUUAAGAAACAAAGCAACAAAACAAGGAAUUAAAACCUGAAUGGUUUCCCGCACUAUCUAGUAAAUGCUUUAUCUUUUUCCCAAAUAAUGAGGAGUGAGACGAUAAAGAAACUGUUUUAGAAACGUCUUGGUGUGGAUUAUCACCACUACAGUUACCUCAGCUUGACCCCGACCUUCACAAAGUAGCAGAGUGCAGAAGGUUGGAACAAUGCCAGAUUCACCUGCGGAUGUGAAAACCCAGCCCAGAUCCACCCCACCCACCAUGCCUCCUCCACCCCCGGCUGUUAGCCAGGCAUCCAAUCGUAAUGCUUCAUACACCCCUGCUACCAGUAAAUCAAUGCUGAAUGGAAGCAGCCACUCUCCUACGUCGCUGAACGGUGCUCCGUCCACUCCUAACGGCUUCAGUAAUGGACCGGCCAUGUCUUCGACGGCUUCGCUUUCCAACCAACAGCUCCCGCCAGCUUGUGGUGCCCGGCAGCUCUGCAAACUGAAGCGCUUCCUGACCACACUGCAGCAGUUUGGCAACGACAUAUCGCCUGAGAUCGGAGAGAGAGUGCGCAGCCUUGUGCUGGGGCUGGUGAACUCCACUCUCACCAUCGAAGAGUUUCACUCCAAACUUCAUGAGGCCACCAACUUCCCUCUGAGGCCGUUCGUCAUUCCCUUCCUAAAGGCAAACCUGCCCCUGCUCCAGAGAGAGUUGCUGCACUGUGCCAGGUUGGCUAAGCAGACUCCAGCUCAGUACCUGGCCCAACACGAGCAGCUUCUACUGGACGCCAAUGCAAGCUCGCCACUCGACUCCUCCGAGAUCAUGUUGGAGUUGAAUGAGCAUGGCAAGAGAAGGACCCCUGACAGGACAAAAGAGGGCUCAGAGAGAGACGGCUUGCACCUGGAGCACCAUGCUAAGAGGCCCUGCACCAUCAGCCCCAGUCAACGAUUCAGCCCCAGCACAGGUCUUCCUGCUCACCCGCCUCCCAACGGCCUCCCAAAUCACCCUCCCAACGGCCUGCCACAUCCACCCAACCCCCAAAUGGGACCCCAACACUAUCGCUUAGAAGACAUGGCCCUGGCGCACCAAUACAGAGACCCCUACAGACAUAACGAACACCGAGACACCCGAGACACCCGAGACACCCGAGACAGGCACCGGCCGACAGCAGUGCAUGGGGCCUGCCAAGAGGAGGUGAUUGACCACCGUCUUACUGAUCGAGAGUGGGCAGAGGAAUGGAAGCACCUAGAUAAUCUCCUGAACUGCAUCAUGGACAUGGUGGAGAAGACGCGGCGCUCUCUGACGGUUCUGCGCCGCUGCCAGGAGGCUGACCGGGAGGAGAUGAAUCACUGGAUCCGGCGUUACAGCGACGUGGAGGAAAUGAAAAAAGGUGGGAGCAACGGACAGCACUGCCUUCCUCCUCCUCCUCUUCCUCCUCCUCCUCCUCACCACAACUCCUCCUCCAACACAGCUAGCAGCAGCGAGUCACUGCCCAUAGGAACUUCCUCGGCUGCUGAAAGGCAGACAGGCAGACAGACAGAGAUCCACAGAGACUUCUUACACAGGCCUCCCUCAGGAUACCUGCCAGAAGAAAUCUGGAGGAAAGCCGGUACUACAAGCAUCCCGCUAUCCCCAGCACUCAAACACCUUCAAAGCAGACAGGAGGAGGCAGUGAACGAAGUGAAGCGACAGGCGAUGUCAGAGCUGCAGAAGGCGGUGUCAGACGCCGAGAGGAAAGCUCAUGAGAUGAUUUCAGCAGAACGAUCUAAAAUGGAGAGGGCGCUGGCCGAGGCCAAGAGGCAAGCCUCUGAGGAUGCACUCACAGUCAUCAAUCAGCAGGAGGACUCCAGUGAAAGCUGCUGGAACUGCGGGAGGAAAGCCAGUGAGACGUGCAGCGGCUGCAACACGGCUCGCUACUGCGGUUCCUUCUGCCAACACAAAGACUGGGAGAAGCACCACCAUGUCUGUGGUCAAGGCCUGCAGGGGAUGCCAGGGAGCAGCAGUGUCCCUCUAGGCACCUCCUCCUCCUCAGUGUCCUCCAGUGCGCCUCCUACCCACUCAGAGAGCACCCCUCCAGGAGCCUUGUCCUUGGCAGCCCAGAGUAGUAUUGUGGGAGGGGCUGGCAGUGGCACUGGAAGUGUGUCUGCGAGCCCCAAGGAGAGCAGUUCCAGCAGUGCCUCUCGCUCCACAACUCCAGCUACCCCCGCCCUGCUGGAUGCCACCUCUCGCUGACGUCUGAUGCUUGUCCCUUCCCUGCAUACUGAUGCGACUGUGCCCAAACUCCACAUAAAACCAAACUGAGGAAUCUUCAUCGCACACUGCUCCCUUUCCUCCUACCGACAACUUAUUUCUCUGUUACUCUAAGCUCUUCUGGAAAUCUUCUCACUACCUGAUCGACUUUUCGGUCACUUUUCCCCAAAAAAUAUUUGUUCUGUCUUUUUUCUCUUUCACAACCACAGCAACGAAUACAAAGAUUACAGCCUGGCGUGGUCAGUGUAGUGGAAAGCAUGACAAGUGUCUCCUCUCUGAAUUCAGUUACAGACACAUAUCAGAUAUGUUUGAUGAAACAUUUGACUUGAAGAUGUGCCCUAAGUUAUUCAAACACGUUGAACCCUGUCUUCACAAGACAAGGGCUUUAGUAAGGCAAUAUUAACCGGGAUAGCUAGGCUGAUUAGCACUUAGAUUGGAUUUCCCUUUAAUUGAGACCAAUGAGAGAACAGUAGUCAGCCCUGACAUGUGUACUACCAGUGUAAAUGGCUCACUGAUGUGGCACUUAUUCUACCGUGAAUAUCUUUUUUAAAAGAGGGAAGAGGGAAGGGAGAAACCGUGAUGCGAUUUAUUCCUCAAAACACAGCUUAGUAUUUAUUAAAAGGUUUUUUUCUGGCUUUAAGGUAAAACAAAGAAAAGUCCAAAUAUUCUAAAUAAAGAAUAGUAGUGAUGAUGAUGCUGAUGAUGAUGACGAUAAUAAUGAUAUGAAAAUAAAUUAAUUUUAAACUGCUAACUACCUUGCUAGCGAGCCAAGAAAAUCUACACCGGACUCACCUCUCUAUACCAUUGUGAACCCAAAUGAAUUCAAAGAUGAAAAAUAACAUGAUCCAAACCUUUGUAUUACACUGCCAAAGUGAGUAAGUAAGCGAUAAGGAGAAGCACUCAUCUUAUAACCAAACGCAAAGCAACAUCACCUCCUCAGCAGAUGUGUCAGCCCUGAGAGGACCAGGCUGCAGAGGAGCUGCAGAAUGGGACCCAGAGACAGUCAGACAUUUAAAAAUACAAACUGUGACCUGUUUGAUCUGCAGCUGCCUCCUGCAGUCUGGACAAAACUACAACAAUCCCUCAGUGACGGCCCAGACUCGUGAAUAUGGGCAAUGCUGUGAACUUGCCUACAAGAAAGACUGAAUUAAAUGGAUGGAAACCCUGCCACAGUGUGAUUUUUUUUGAAUGGUAAUUGAGAGGACAAAGAGAAAAAAAGAGGGAAGUAAAAGCUACACCGCCACAAAGAAGGUGACAAUACAAACACGGUGAAGGAGCUGCAAAAAACCUCAAAAUAAGCUUGAAAACAUUGUCCAAGAAGGCGUUGCAUACUACGGAGACGUAUGAGAACUGUUUUGGAGUCAUUUUUUAAAGCUCCACAAUGAGGAGAUAUUUCAAGGAUUUGCUGUUACCUUUACAUUCACUCCCUCCUUUUCCAAAGCAUGAUAAACUGAUGACAGAGCCUAGUGAAGGGCGGUGUAGACUUGGUUCUCCUCUCUCUUUCUACCUCCACUCACCCCACACCUCCCUUCUACGCUCUUCCCCGACUUUUGACUGGCCCUAUUCCCAGCCUGCUUAUGACAGAACCUGUGAGAAGUCACGUGGGAAGGGUUUGAACCUGCUUGUAGAUAUUGUACCUCUUUUCAAAUUUCAAUAAUGUCUCUUGUCGCUGAUGUCCACAUGUGCUGCCCUUGUGUAUAUCCAGAAAGACGGACUUUCUUUUGGUUUUGUUACUUUUCAUUUUCCUCCUUUACGUUCGUACGGGCUGAGCAGUGAAGUCAGAGCAAGGAGGACACUUGCUUAUGAGAGGAAGCCCCACAUUGUACUUAUUGUUUGAUUUGUUGUAUCUAUAUUAAUGAGAUGAAACCCCUCUUGUAGAAUAUUUUGUAUUGCUCGCAUUGUAAGACAGUGAGAGGACAGAGGUGCAAUAUGAAGAGAAUUCAGCUACUGAAUGGAACCUCAGCAACUGCCCAUAGGGUGUCAUAUAAUAUAGAUACAUAUAAAUAUAUUUAAAGUAACAUCGGUAACUUAAUGUGAAUGUACAUAGUAUUUAAAGAGGUCCAAAAAUGUGUUUGCCAAAUAACAGAAACCUUUAAAGUUUAAUGUCCAGAAUAUGAUUUUCUCACAGUACCUUUAUUUUCUAAAAAGAUUCUUUCUCACAUACAAUUUUAACACUUUCAAUUUUCCCUAAAAUCAAAGUGUCCCUGAGUGGAGGAGACUGUUGGCAACAGGGUUGUCAUAAUGCAUGUAGCUGAAAAAGGAAUGAAAACAGAUGGAAGGGUGAAUAAUACAAGACUUCCAGAACAUAUUUUUUAUUAUUUUAUUAGACCUUAGUUUGCAAUAUUUGACAAAUCCAAAUCAUACUGCACCACAUUUUUUUAUUUAACAAAUAAUACAAUUUGCUUUACUUUAAUCUGAUUAUUUUAUGCGAUGGAAAAAUAAUCUGUGCUUCCUUCACCCAAGGUCAGUUUUCAUCCUGCAGGAGGGGCCUCAACAGUGUAUUGAUAAACAAAAACCCAACUAUAUUUUAUAGUUAAAGAAGAGACGGAAGAAGUGGUGGUUCAGUUUUUUAAAUUUUGAUCAUUCAAACAAUCAGGAAUUGUGAUACUUAUACAUUCUAUAAUGUCAAGUGUUCAGUUCCUGCCACUGAGCCUCUAUUUCUUUUAGUCCUCCUCAUCAUAUCGUGUGUGUGUGUGUGUGUGUGUGUGUGUGUGUGUGUGUGUGUGUGUGUGUGUGUGUGUGUGUGUGUGUGUGUGUGUGUGUGUGUGUGUGUGUGUGUGUGUGUGUGUGUGUGUGUUAAGGAGUAUUUGUUUCACCCAAGGUGCAGGAUAAGCCAUUACGUAAUAUGCCAGUGUUAAGCUACAGUAAACCUCUAAGCUCAUUUUGAUACCCAAUCUUUUCAAGUUCCUUUUUUUUAAAAACAGUUUAUAGUUUAUUUCAAAAGAUGCUAUUGAGGAAAAGCUGAAGAUCUGGGACUGGUCUGUAUUUAUAAUCCAAGCGCCCCUUUAGGUUUUUUUGUUCUACUUGUUGCCAGAUAUUUCCAUAUGCUCCAGGAAUGUGAUCACCUCUGUUAAACACAAGUAUGUGAAGCCCCAGACCUUUACUUACAGUAAAACAACAAACAAAUUUAAGAUUGAUCAUUGUCAACUUCCCAAACUUGGCCUCAAUCACAGUUGGACCACAACCCUGGAUAAAAUAUGUUUUGCAGUGACUGGCAUAGGAAAAUUGUUCAUCAACAUCUCUACUAAGUUAAUCAUUUUAUUAGACUAUGUGAGACACAUCAUUUAGACAGGAUAAGUUGUAAGGUACCCCUGCAUCGUUGUGAAGCAUUUAUGUAUGCGUGUUAUAAUUACUUUGAUAUGGUGUUGGCCUCAGCCUUCUUGUGUAAUUUUCUCCUUAUUCCCAAUUGUCUAUUUCCUCCACUUCCAACCUGCACCCUCUUCUUAACGCCCUUUCACACUAGCUACCUCCUGUGACCAUACAGCUAACCACCAGGAGAGGUUGACCUGGACUUUGAAAAAGCUGGGCUGAGAGCAGACAUGGAGACGCACAUUCAAAGCAAUCAUAUAUAUCUGUCUAAAAAUUAUAAAAACAAAAAGAUGUUGAAAGGAAUUGCCAUUAUUCAUGAUGUGCAGAAAUAUUGAAUCCCACCAGACCUCACCUGCCUGUUCGAUCACCUUCCACCAACUGCACUGCUGGGAUUUAGUAAUAGGUACACAUACUGUCAAACAUGCAUAUUACCAAACUGAACACAGACUCAACCAUUGACAUGCCAUUUGUUGUCCAAAACCAAUAAAAGCACAGACCAAAGUACUCUAUUGCCAUAAUAGGCUUUGACACAGUGUGUAUUGACAGAACAUAAAUAAUAAGGUUAGAGCUCCACUACACCAGGUAACCAAAGUGUCUGAAAUACACACAAUCAGGGCACAGGAGUGAAGAGCAUGCUUAAUGAACCGGCUGACUUACAAAUGUGUAGAGUUAUUUUUCAAGCAAUCAAAGCGCUUGUUGUCUACAUAUUGACUAGUGCUUCUAUAAAAAAAGAAUAGAAACGUUCUCCUUAAGAAAAGCCUACUGAUUGCGUGUUUUUACAGUUACAAAGCCUUGCAGAGAUAAAAUGAAUGCAUGUUGGGUGUGUGGUUAUGUGUGACUGGUGGAGUGUGUGUGUUUUUGUAAAAAAAAAAAAGAAAUACCGUUUUCUUCUUGUCUCUGUACAAACUACUUGAAACCUUCAGAGCUUUAAUGAAACAUCCCAGACAGACUAUGAUGGCAUAACGAAUCAUGAUAUGUAGCAACAGCUUUGUGCAGUAUUAUACUGUGUUUGCGUACCAUAUCCGCAUCAAACAACAUUUAAUGGCAGUUCCAUUCAACUCCUAAAUGCUUUUGGUUGUGCGUCCUUGUCUGCGAGUAAGCCCUCAGAAAAAACAAAACCAAACAUAGUAACCACUUAUAAAUGACCAAAAUAAAACCAAAAGAUACAACUUUCUUUUUAGAUUUCAUGUUGGUUAAGGGUUUUGUGUUAUUGUCCCAGCAUUAGAAUUUCAACACGGUCGAUUGUGUGGGUGUCCUUCACUGAGAUCCUCCCUCCUGAUUUCAUUAAAAAGGAAGCAAAAGAUCAAUGUUCUGUUCAGCUGGGUGCUAGCUUCAUUAAUUUAAGAAACAAAUGAGAUUUGUGUCAUAUACUUUUCUCUGUAAAGAUAAUACAGAUGGCAAAUGCAUAAGGGCUCUGCUGUUGUGAAUAUUAUCCAAGGGUCUCCGAACACUUUACACCACCCACUUUUCUGUUUGUUCUACUAUGUACAUGAUAGGGGCAAAUCGCAUGUUAAGAAAGAAAGAAUGGCAGGUUGGCAUAUUUAUCUACUUACCCCAACCAGUUACUCUACCAAUGAAGUUUCAAUGCUCAUCUGAUGUGAUGGUGACGCGUCCUUCCUGUGAAACAGGCACUGAUGAAUAGCUACAGUAGAAAGCUAAAGUGGCAAACAGUGGGUACAGCACUUGUUUUCCCUAAAGCUAUGGCUCAGGAUGGCCCUGUUUAUACCUUUACAUAAAUUGAAAAAAGGUUUGUUUUUUUAUGUGUAGGGAGGCAUUCUAUACUGUAUUGUGCAAUACAUUAUUACAGAAAAAAACAUGUUUCUGUAGGAGGGGUUGGCGCCUUGAAGAUCUUUCUCCUUUUGUUUUAUUUCCCUCUUCAAAAAGGUCCUGUUACCGUUUUUAGAUGAAGUUAUCUGUGACAGAAGAAUUAAAUUCUGAUUUGUAUUUAUUUCUUGCAUGCUUUCCUCCCUGUUGCUAAUACCGCUCUUUAACUGUUCGCUCUGUUGGAUGUGUGAAGCUGUAAAACAUUCUAAUUCAGGUUAUUGUCUGUGUUGAACAAUGUAACUGUGUAAUUAAAACAUGAAAUGAAGUAUU